Messenger RNA from Scheffersomyces coipomensis, 1401 nucleotides. RefSeq names its product Ytm1p (gene YTM1). Gene Ontology annotation, biological process: ribosomal large subunit biogenesis; ribosome biogenesis. The record is from RefSeq and is a predicted model, not a curated record. The transcript has a single exon. Bases 1 to 1401 code for a protein of 466 amino acids. Lineage: Eukaryota; Fungi; Ascomycota; Pichiomycetes; Serinales; Debaryomycetaceae. Gene Ontology annotation, cellular component: PeBoW complex; preribosome, large subunit precursor. Gene Ontology annotation, molecular function: protein binding.
AUGAGUGAAGAUAAGUCUCAGAUUAAGAUAAAGUUCUUCACCAAGGAAGAAGAUGAGACCUUAAAUGUUUCAGAAACACCUUUAUUUGUGCCAGCUUCAUUAAAGAGAUAUGGUUUAUCAGAGGUGGUAAAUCAUUUAUUAGGAAGAAAUGCAGAAUCAGACGAUACUAAACCAAUUCCAUUUGAUUUCCUUAUAGAUGGUGUUCUUUUAAGAACAUCAAUUCAAGAUUACUUAACUAAGAAUGGUUUAUCCAGUGAAGCAUUUUUAACCUUGGAAUAUACAAGAGCAGUACUCCCACCAUCAUUUUUAGCUUCAUUUAAUAGUGAUGAUUGGAUAUCAUCUAUUGAUUCCAUUAAUUCUCAAUCAAGAUCAGUUACAUCUACUAAUUUAAAUAUUACUCAACCAAAAAUCUUAUCAGGUUCUUAUGAUGGUAUAGUUAGAACUUAUAACAUGUCAGGUAAUGUUGAAAAACAAUAUGUUGGUCAUUCAGGACCUAUAAGAUCAGUAAAAUGGAUUUCUCCUACUAGAGUAGUAUCUGCUGGUAAUGAUAGACAAGUUAGAUUAUGGAAAACUUCAAAUGAUGAAGUUUUAGAAAAGGAAGAUGAUGAUAUUGAAGAUGGUAAAACUUUAGCUAUAUUAGAAGGUCAUAAAGCUCCAGUUGUUUCUUUGGCUGUUGAAUAUAAAUCUAAUCGUAUUUUAUCAGCUGGGUAUGAUAAUGUCAUAGGUCUCUGGUCAACUAAUUAUAAAGAAAUGACUGCUAUUAAACCAUUAGAAUAUGAUUUAAAUGUUAUUUCCACUGCAUCUAAGAAAAGAAGAAAGAUGGCAGUUCAAGAUUCCACCAUAAGAAGACGUUCUCCAUUAUCUCUUUUAGAAGGACAUUCACAACCUGUUGAAGAUAUUAUAUUUGAUGCCAAUGAUGCCACAGUAGCGUACUCAGUAUCACAAGAUCAUAACAUUAAAACAUGGGAUUUAGUAACAUCUCGUUGUGUUGAUACCAGAAAUACACGUUAUUCUUUACUUUCAAUUUUACAAUUACCAAGCUUACAUUUAUUAGCAUCAGGCUCAACUGCUCGUCAUAUUAAUUUACAUGAUCCUCGUGUAAGUUCAACCACAACAGAUCAAACUUCAGCUAAAUUAGUUGGUCAUACCAAUUUUGUGGUUAGUUUAUCAGCUUCACCAAUCAAUGAUCAUAUAUUUUCAUCUGCAUCACAUGAUGGUACUGUUAAAGUGUGGGAUGUAAGAGCUGAAAAAUCAUUAUAUACCAUUACAAGAGAAGAAAAUGAAAAUUCUAAACUCAAAUCUAAAGUUUUCUCAGUAUCAUGGGAUAGAGAUAUUGGUAUUAUUAGUGGUGGUGAAGAUAAAAAGAUUCAAAUCAAUAAAGGUUCAGAUAUUACAAAAUAA